Messenger RNA from Poecile atricapillus (Black-capped chickadee), 1267 nucleotides. RefSeq names its product TATA-box binding protein associated factor 9b (gene TAF9B). Lineage: Eukaryota; Metazoa; Chordata; Aves; Passeriformes; Paridae. Gene Ontology annotation, cellular component: SAGA complex; transcription factor TFIID complex. The transcript has 7 exons. Gene Ontology annotation, biological process: DNA-templated transcription initiation; RNA polymerase II preinitiation complex assembly. The record is from RefSeq and is a predicted model, not a curated record. Gene Ontology annotation, molecular function: protein heterodimerization activity; transcription coactivator activity; RNA polymerase II general transcription initiation factor activity. Bases 29 to 790 code for a protein of 253 amino acids.
CGCCCCUUGUGUCACAUGACCGGAAACGAUGGAGGCGGCCAAGAUGGCGUCUCCCAAGAGCGCUCCUAAAGACGCGCAGGUGAUGGCGCAGAUCCUCAAAGACAUGGGCAUCACAGAGUACGAGCCGCGUGUCAUCAACCAGAUGCUGGAGUUCGCCUACAGAUAUGUGACCACCAUCCUGGAGGACGCCAAGAUCUACUCGAGCCACGCCAAGAAGUCGAGCGUGGACGCGGAUGACGUGCGCCUGGCGAUCCAGUGCCGCACCGACCAGUCCUUCACAUCACCCCCACCCCGGGACUUCCUGCUGGACAUUGCCCGGCAGAAGAACCAGACGCCGCUGCCGCUGAUCAAGCCGUACUCGGGCCCGCGGCUGCCGCCCGACAGGUACUGCCUGACCGCCCCCAACUACCGCCUCAAAUCCCUGCAGAAGAAGGUCUCCUCCACAGCAGGGAGAAUCACAGUCCCUCGCCUGAGCGUGGGCGCCGUGAGCAGCAGGCCCAGCACUCCCACUUUGGGCACCCCCUCAGCCCAGACCGUGUCGGUGUCGGCCAAGGUGGGAGCGCCGGUGUCGCUGGCGGGGCAGCGCUUCACUGUCCAGAUCCCGUCCUCGCAGCCCGCUGGCAAGUCAGCCACUCCCACCACUCCCACGGUGCAGAAUGUCCUGAUCAACCCAUCCCUCAUCGGCCCCAAGAACAUCCUGAUCACCACCAACAUGGUCCCGCCUGGCGCCGCCGACCCCAACCCGCUCAAGAGGAAGCACGAGGAUGACGACGACUACGACGCCUUGUGAGGGCCCCCAGCCCUUCCCGUGGGAUCCAUGGAGCCAUUCCCAUGGGAUUCAUGGAGCCAUUCCCAUGGGAUUGAUGGAGCCAUUCCUAUGGGAUUGAUGGAGCCAUUCCCAGGGGAUUCAUGGAGCCAUUCCCAGGGGAUUCAUGGAGCCAUUCCCGUGGGAUCCAUGGAGCCAUUCCCAUGGGAUUCAUGGAGCCAUUCCCAGGGGAUUCAUGGAGCCAUUCCCGUGGGAUCCAUGGAGCCAUUCCCAUGGGAUUCAUGGAGCCAUUCCCGUGGGAUUGAUGGAGCCAUUCCCGUGGGAUUGAUGGAGCCAUUCCCAGGGGAUUCAUGGAGCCAUUCCCAGGGGAUUCAUGGAGCCAUUCCCGUGGGAUUCAUGGAGCCAUUCCCGUGGGAUUCACACGGACUCUGGAGGGUGGGAAUGGGCGGGAAGGCCCCGUUUGGGCCUUGGGAGUGUGGAAAUAAAGAGGAGAGUGUUUGU